Messenger RNA from Passer montanus (Eurasian tree sparrow), 8901 nucleotides. RefSeq names its product wiskott-Aldrich syndrome protein family member 3-like. Gene Ontology annotation, cellular component: cytoskeleton. Gene Ontology annotation, molecular function: actin binding; protein kinase A regulatory subunit binding; Arp2/3 complex binding. The transcript has 9 exons. The coding region runs from base 85 to 1557 and encodes 490 amino acids. Gene Ontology annotation, biological process: actin cytoskeleton organization; positive regulation of Arp2/3 complex-mediated actin nucleation. NCBI's taxonomy places the organism in Eukaryota, Metazoa, Chordata, Aves, Passeriformes, Passeridae. The record is from RefSeq and is a predicted model, not a curated record.
CGGCCCCGCACGGCCCCGCCGGGACACGGCCCCGCCGGGACACGGCCCGGCCCCCAGCCCCGAGGAGAGGUGUGAGGGCUCGCCAUGCCGCUGGUGAAGAGGAACAUCGAGCCCCGGCACCUGUGCCGGGGGGCCCUUCCCGAUGGGGUGACGAGUGAGCUGGAGUGUGUCACCAACAGCACGCUGGCUGCCAUCAUCAAACAGCUGGGCAGCCUCAGCAGGCACGCAGAGGACAUCUUUGGAGAGCUGUUCAACGAAGCCAACAGCUUCUACAUGAGGAUGAACUCACUGCAGGAGAGGGUGGACCUGCUGGUCAUCAAGGUGACGCAGCUGGACUCCACCGUGGAGGAAGUUUCACUGCAGGACAUCAACAUGAGGAAAGCCUUCAAGAGCUCCACGGUGCAGAACCAGCAGGUGGUGUCCCGCAACUCCAUCCCCAACCCGGUGAUGGAGAUGUACCAGCGCUGCGACAAACCCCCGCCCCUCAACAUCCUCACGCCCUACAGGGAUGACAAGAAGGAUGGCCUCAAAUUCUACACCGACCCCUCCUACUUCUUCAACUUAUGGAAGGAGAAGAUGCUGCAGGCGACAGAAGACAAGAGGAAGGAGAAGCGCAGGCAGAAGGAGCAGCGGCUGGUGGAGGACUCCACCCGGGAGGUGAAGAAAGUGAGGAAAGCCCGCAACCGGCGCCUGGAGUGGAACAUGAUGGCGUAUGAUAAAGAGUUCCGGCCGGAUAACAGGUUCUCACCAUCCCCCUAUCACAUGGCAUCAUCGGAAGGAUCACUGUCCCCAGAUAAUAGGUCCUACGCGUCGGACGCCGCCGACCACUCGUACCCGGCCAGCCCCAACCACCCCGCGCAGCUGCUGGCCCCGGCGGCCCACCUGGCCCCCGCGGAGCACAAGGAGGGGCUGGCGGCCACCAACCCCCCCGAGCACGUGUUCCGGCCGGCCGCGGGCAGCCGGCAGAACAGCCUGACCCGCCUGCAGCAGCCCCACGCCCCGCCGCCCCCCGAGGCCGUCCUCAACGGACCCAGACCGCACCUCGUCAAGGAUUACGGCCCGCAGCCGGUGCCCAUGGCCGAGUACUUCGUGCCGCCGGCCCCGCCGCCGCCGCCGCCCGUCAUCCCUUCGGCGCAGACCGCCUUCGACAGCCCCAUCUCGGCUCCCCCCGCGCUGGCCCCCGGCUCGGCCGCGGCCCCGUCCUACGCCCCGUCGCCGCCCCCCGCGCCGCCCGGGCCCUACUCGGCCUCGCCGCCUCAGAGCGGCCCCCUGGNCGUGUCGGCCUCGCCCGCGCACUCCGCCUCGCCGCCCGCGCCCGCCGCCGAGCCGCGCAAGCCGCAGGUCCCGCUGAUGCCCAUGAGCGACGCCCGCAGCGACCUGCUGGCCGCCAUCCGCAGGGGAAUCCAGCUCCGGAAGGUCCAGGAGCAGUGGGAACAAGAGGCCAAGAAAGAGCCCGUGGGCAAUGACGUGGCGACCAUCCUGUCGCGCCGGAUCGCGGUGGAGUACAGCGAGUCCGACGACGACUCCGAGCUGGACGAUAACGAGUGGUCGGACUGAGGGCCCCGGGCUGGGCGGGCUCGGGGCUCCAGCUCUGCUCCAGGUGUGUGUGGGCACCUCCCCAAGGUCGCUGCCGGCGGGAGGGGGCCCCGCUCGGUCAGGAGCUUUGCUUUUACACUAUGUCCAAAACCCUUCGGGCAGCAGCAGCAGCAGCACUGGUAGGAUACACCUCGGAGGCAGUGAGACCAGAAAUUAGCAGCACCUUCACAGUUAAUGACUUCCAAAAUUCUCUGAAGGCAGGUUAAUGGGAUUACUCCGGAUUUGCACCUGGAGCAAGAGCGGAGACUGGCCCUGAGUGUGCUUUGUGGGAGAAGGGAGCCCCAGAGGCAGCAGUGCUUUUCCAGCUAAAUAUUAAUUGUGAUAACGAGAAGCUCCUGGAGAAGAAGCCUUGUUUGCACAGCUGGUGCCACCACGGGAGCCCAGGGGUGGGCUUGGGGACACUGCUGCUGGUGGUUCUGGGGCCAGGCAGCUCCAAAGGCUGUGUGUGGGCAGGAGCCUCCUUCCACCACGUUUAGUAGCAGUCACACCCCUGUGUUGUUGCUCCCUGGAAAAUCAUGGAAUGCUUUGGGUUGGAAGGCACCUUUAAAGCCCAUCCAGUCCAGCCAGGACUGGGACACCCUCCACCAGACCAGGCAGCAUGAGCAGCCUGAGGUGUUGGUGACCUUAGCCUGUAUCCACCCUCAGAGCUGGUUUUCUAGGAGCAAAGGGGAAAGGCAAGGCUGCAGUGGCUGGCAGGGAGACCCAGCCUUGUCUGGGCUUGUCCUGCCUUUUCCAGUGAAGGAGUAGAGAUGUCCAGGGAGCUCCCACAAGCCCAGCUCUCCUUGGCCUUAGCAUGCCACCAUUUCAGUGUGAUUUGGGAAAAAGUGAAUCAGACAAUCUGCUGCUUUCAGGUAAACUCUCAACUUGCACUUUGCAGCCCCACAAACUGUGCCUGUACAAUUGAGAUGAGGCACUGAUUCCCCCUACCUGAUCCUGCUCCCUCCCCUGUCCCAGGUAUGGACACUGAUGGAGGAGCUGGGUGACCAGCCCCUGUUUCAGCACUGAAAAUACCUGUUUCAGCACUGAAAAUACCUGUUUCAGCACUGAAAAUACCUGCUUUCCCAUCAAAACAGAGCGUGACCCGUGGAAGACUUUUCACAGAGCUACAAAGGAGGGGGCACGGAAGAAGGCAGAACAAAGGGGUGGGAAAUACUGGAAAUAUCACAGGCAAUAAAACCUGCAGAGGGCUGGGAGAGGUUCCCCACCUGUGGAAAACGGGCCAGGACCAGCUGUGGAUUGGCCAGUGUGGUGUCCCCAGACCCCCUCUUGUGUUCCCCUGUAUCACGAGACCCUGAACAGGCAAAGCCUGAGCUCUGUGCCCAGUUCUCUGCCCCUCCCAGUAGCCCUGCAGGUGAUGGCUGCUUCAGCAGGAUUUUGGCUAUGUAGAAGCAGCCAGACCUGUAGAAGAGGUGGGAGGGUGUGGAGACCCAAAUGCUGAUGGUUAAAUUCACAAAAUCCUAGAAUGGUCUGGGAUAAAAGGGACCUUAAAGACAUCAUCUCAUUCCACCCCCCUGCCAAGGGCACUUUCCACUAGAGCAGGUUGCUGAUUUCCUGGGAAGUGCUGGUGUUGAGCAAUGUCCCAAACAUCUGCUCAUUUGCCCCCAGUGACAAACCCUCAUGGCCAGGUGUGGUGAACCCUCUGCCCAGCUGCUGGGAAAUGCCCCAGGAGCCCUCCCUUCUCCUGAGGGGCACAAAAUGGUUUCUUGUCCCUUGGAUGUGACACCUUCCACACCCAGGCUGGGAGCUGUGCUGCUGAGUGGGCUUGAGCAGGGGUGCAGGAGGGAUUUGGGAUGUGGGAUGUGGGAGAGGGCAAGGCAAGAAGCAACAGGAUACAGGGAAUAACUCAUCUGCAAAACCCAAGGAGCAGGAGUGACCAGAGGAGCAGGGAGGCACCGUGCCCUGCAGGUGACCAGGGCAUUCCUGGUGCACACUGAGAGCUCUUGAUUCUGGUUUUGACCCUCUGAGAUGCAGGGAAAUGGCUGCAAGAGCUUUUUACAGAGCCCCUGCAGUGCUCAGGACCUGCUUUCCUUGGGAAGGCAGCUGGGGUUUGGCUGGAGCAGGUUCAGGAGGAGGCAGAGUAAAAAUUCAGGGCAACAGUUAAGGUGGAGUUUCUGGUGGAGCGUUACUAACGUAGAUAAAAUCACAAAACCAUGUGUAAGAGAAGAGAAAUUUGGUUUAUUUAGGAAGGGUAAUAGCCCUUUGUGAGAGAGAGAAAAUAUCAGGGGCUGGUGGAGCUGCUCUUAUCUCUUCCAGAGGUGGAGGGGCUGCAGAGUGGCUGUGGGGACCCAGCAGAGCUGAGGAGCCUGGGGAGGGGCUCAGGGACACAGGGGACAUCCCUGGCUCUGUGAUGUCCCAGUUCUGCAGAGCUGAGCCAGUCCUGGUGGGAGCUGAGGGCAGCCCAGUGCCCCUGCAGGACCGAGUCCCUUUUCAUGCACCAGUUGCUGUGUGUGUCACAUGGGGCCGUGCAAUUGGGGCAGGGCUCUGUGGCUGUGUGGCAGGUCCUGUCACCUCACAGCACCCCUGCUGGCACUGGCAGCUGCCAGGAUUGAGUGCUUGACAAUCACAGGAAGGCUGGGAGGGACCCUAAAGGUCAUUUGGGUCACUCAGGCCACAUCUGCCCAGCUGGCAGCCCCAGGGGGGCAGGAAAGGCUCACCCCCAUUUCCUCACACCACCAAUGUCCCCAGUGGUGUAAGAGCCCCCAUCCCAGCAUGUCCCCAGGCAUCCUGCUCUGCUGAGGGAAAUCCCUGAGAGCACAAACCCAGCUCACGUUCCCAGCUGCAAAGCCAGCAGCACCACGACCUGCCAGCACUGCCAGCUGGUGGGACACAUCCCCACCCUCCUCUUCAGGGACCAGAACUGCCAUGGGAACCCUUCAGCUCUCUUGGUAGCAGGGGUGGGAUUCCCCAUCCCCACCCCAGAGAUGUGUCUGGCUGGAGAAGUGCCCUCAGGGGGGUUUGGACACCCAUUCCUGGUCUGGCCAUGGCACACCCAGCUCCUGCCAACCCUCCCAGCAGCCCCACAGGGCAGGGAAGCACCAGGAAUCAUUCGGGUGGGAUUGGACCUGCAGGAUUUCCACACUGGAGCAUUAACACCGCAGUCCCAUGAGAGCCAUUCCAUCCUCAGUGCCUUCCCUUGAGGGACUCAGCCACGCUCCACCACCUCUCUUUGAGGCAGAAUCACCUGCUUUUUGCUCAGGUGACCUUUGCAAUCCAACAGAAGUGACACCAAUUCCUUGGCUGCUCUGGGUGGUGCUGCUGGGAGUGUGCCACACUAAUUAACACUGUCUGUCUGCCCCACAUGCUGCACGCUCAGUGGUUUGUACAUUUGUGCCUAUUUCUGUACAUUCCCCCCAAAGUAGGCCAUGCUGAGUUACACAACCUGAAAUGCUCAAAUCCUCAUGUGGGCUGAUAUAAAAGUGAAUAUUUAAGUAUUUUAUCUAGCUUGGCAGACAUUAAAAAAUACAAUCCAGGUCACAGAUGAUUGAAUUUCUCCUCUCUCAAGAGUGCCAGAAUUGGGCUGAGGAGAUUCUCCUGUACAUUAAGGUAUCGUGUUCCCUGCUGAAAUAUAGCAGUGGCAUUUCAUUGCCAAAGGAUAAUCACAGAGUGCCAAACAUUUAAUGAGUCCAACUGAUCUCCUGAGAGCUCCUCUUUCCAUUUUAUCUGCUUCCCCCUACUUGCCAAUUUAUGGGCAUAGAUUAAAAAUAAUAAAUAUGGCUGUCAACAGCAGGGGGAAAUAUCCUGUGUCCAUACAAACGGGGUGGGCUGGAGUCAGUGGAACAGUCAAUGAGUAAAUCUUGGCUCUGCUUGGAGAUGUCAGUGGAAGGCUGUCACCCUUGAGGUCCCUCAGGAACCUCUUGGACAUCCCAGGUGCGUCUGAAAAGGGACUUUAGAGGGAGCCCUGUGCCCGUGGUGCAGCUGUGAAGCCACCCCAGGGUGCAGGAGGUCCUCUCGGGGGGCUGGGGAUGGGGGGAGCCCUGCAGAGUUCCCUCUGUGUCUCCCUGCUUUGGGGUGACCACUGCAGCUGGCUGGUGGCUCUCAAAGGAUCAGUGGCCUGCAGGAGGAAUGGAUUGGGCAGUCUCUGGUUUCUAAUUCCCCACCCAGGGAGGAGACCUAGAGAGGAGCAAUCACCCAUCCCACCAGGGCUCCUGCCUUUGCAGCUGUUCCAUCUUGGGAAGGUUUUACUCCAGUGGCAAACUUAAGGCUGAACUUGGCUUCUUCACAGAGCUCUUUCCACACAAGAGCCCUCAAAUUUCCUCCCAGCCUCUUUUCCACCUCUCUCCCUUCCCAGACACCCAACAGCCUGGACAGAAGCUUUGCAGACUCCCCUGAGCCUGAACUAACACCUCAGCUUUAAUGACAAAAGGGAGUUUUGCUUGGAGGGAGGCAGGUGGUGACACUGGAGGUGGCAUUUUGGAGGGGGCAUUCCAGAGGUCCCCAGCUGGCAGGAAUUCUGUGCCACUUCCUCGUGGAUGGAGCAGGGACGGCCCUGGGAGGCACUCCCCGUGGUGGGAUGCUGGCAAGGGGAGCACAGGCUGUUCCUUUCACCAAUAUUCCUGUUUUUCCUGUAGCAGUAGUUAUUUAGGGGUAAGGUUUUCUCAGCUGGAAUGUCACUUUACAGAUUAAAAAAAUAAUAAUAAAAACAAAAAUAAGGGCAAGGAGUCUGUCCUGAGGAGUUUACAGUCUACAGCAAAGACCAUGUAACCUGCACUGCACUUUAGAAGCCUCAAAUGCUCACUCACCCAUGAAUUUCCCCUCCACUGGGCAGCAGCCCCCUGAGGGCAGCUGUCCCUUCCUUAGUGACCCCUGACCAGCCCCAGCCAUGUCGCUGCUGGUGACAGAGCCCCCGGGGCUCUCCUGCCCCACUCCCCAUGCAGAAGUGCCUGAGCAAAGCCCAGGAGAGCCGAGCCCUGCUGGGUUUGUCCCUGUGCCCCUGGGGGCCUUUCCCUGCUGUGCUCCCUGGGAUGGCCACGGCUGGGCUGGGAGUGGUGCCUGGAGCACCCCUGAGUGACCCUCAGGGCUGUCACCAACCCUGGGACAGCCCCUGGAAAGCCUCCUCUUCCAGACACUCACAACCCAAACCCAGACUUUGAAGUGGUUCCAUCUUUUUGAGAGUCAAAGGGGUUGUUUUUCUGUGUCAAUCUGAUUUUUCUUGGACAAACCCCAGGGUUUUUAGGCUCGCUCUGUCCAGCUCCACCUCCUCCAGGUGAAAAAUGUGCCUGUGUUUUGGUGGUGGAGGGAAUAAAAAACCCAAACCAAACCCCGGAGUUAAGGACUUCAGGGAGGAGGUGUUUGCCUCAAAACCUUCAGAGCUGUGCCCACAGGCAGGGUGGGACACGAGGAUGUCCCCAGGGUGCUGUCACCACCCUGGUGGUGUCACCAGGCUGGGGCAGAGCCUGCAGCAAGGGCAGGGCUCCUGCAGAGGGAAACCCCAGGCAGGAGCUGCAUGGACAACGUCCCCUGAGGGCAGAGCUGAUGUGACAGGACCCAAAGUGGUGUCUGAAUUACAGGCUGACAGGACCCAAAGUUGUGUCUGAAUUACAGGCUGACAGGACCCAAAGUGGUGUCUGAAUUACAGGCUGACAGGACCCUGAGGCCACCACAGCAGCACUGCUGCUUCACCCUCCCCUGGGCAUCCUCCAGCAGGGAUCUUCCCCACCUCUCCCUCCUCCCAGGAGCAGGAUUAAAGCUCUUGCUGGUUGUUGUGAGCCCCAGUGGUGUGCAAGGAGCCUUUCCCUGCACGCUGCUACUGCUCAGUGGUAAUUCCAGCUCUUGGUUCUGUAUGAGCUUAAGAGUGCAGAGAGGAAAUAAAAAGGCAGAAAGGAACCAGCCCAGCGUUUCAGGUUGGUCAUGCUCACAUCUGCCUGCACAGGAGAAACCUCAGUCAGGUGAAACCCUGUGCCAGGCCACCAAGGGCAGCAAAGAGGGGCUAAAUCUGUUCUGCAGGUCAGUGUGGGACUGAGCUGUGGCAGGAAGGAGCUGAGCCAGGUCUCAGGAAAGUUUCUGGAGGUGAGGAUGGAGAAACUCAGGUCACAGGGGCUCUGCCAUGGCUUUGAGGGUUUAAGGCCAGAGGGAAGCUCUGGCCUUGUGUGCAGCCAGGGAGUGCUGGGGGUGCCCACAGGGCCUUUCUGGUUUGUAAUUCUCCCUCAUCCCCUCCCUGGGGCUCUGUCCCCCCAAGGGUGGGUUACAGCCCCAGGGCAGCUGCUUCUGCUCCCCCUUGGUUUUGGUGCUGAGCCUGAAGGAGAAUAAAGAUAAAAUGUGCUGCAGAACCAGCACUGAGAGGAAAGGGUGUGAGCUCCCAGCUGCUUCUGCUGUAUUUCAGUGGUUAGAAGGCAGCAGCUCCUCUGGACCAUCCAUCAUCCACAGACUGUAGUGAGUAAACCAUCAAGGUGGACAAUUUAACAUUUACCCUUUAACUGGGGGUAGCUCAGUUGAGAAAUCUAAAAAUAAAAUGUAAAAAAAAAAAUAUCUAAAAAUAAGCAAAUUAAAAAAAACCAAACCCAACAACCCACCCACAAAACAAAAAAGCAAACAAACAGCUCACAUGUGAUUUCCAGAAGGAUAAACUGUUCCCUUUCCAUCCCUCAGACCUAGAGGGAAGGUCAGACACAGCAACACUUCCCAGUCAGUCAGCAACAGAAUGAAGCAGGUGCCACCAGGAGCACUUCCAAAAACCCCAGGAAACUGGUGUUUAAGGAAAAGCAAUAAUCACAUCACCCCAAGGCAGCAAGGAGAGGGUUUCCUGCCACUACAGGAGGUGCUUUCACCCCUGGAGGCCCCUCCCCAGCUCAAGAGUUUCAAAUCCCAUUGAUUUUCACCUCUCACUGGUGCUGGUGCCAUCCUGGUGCUGGGAUUGCUCACUCCAUGGAAAAUCACUUCUUGCCAUGGAAAAACCACAAAAAUCUUGUGUUAAAGAGGGAGAGGACGUGGGGCCAGGGGCACUCUUGUGCUGCCCGUGGAGAGCUGCUGGUGAUUUCCUCCUGGCAGCAGGAGCAGCUCAGGCAGAGCCCUGCCAGGGCUCCAAAAUUCACAGCCAUGAGCAUCAGCACCCCCCUCACUGCUCCCCUCCAAUUCAAUUUUACACUGAGAUGUUCCAGCUCUGUCUGUAGCUCUGGCUGGUUUUCCACAAAUGGGGCUGCUCUUUCUGGUGUUUUUUUUGUCUCAGGUCAGAGCAGAGCAGGUAAAGAAAGCAAAUCCCAGACUCCCAGAACUGUUUGGAUUUCCAGUCUGGUUUCCACCCCCUGCCAGGGCAGGGACCCCUUCCACUAGACCAAGUCCCACCCCACCUGCUCAAAUCCUCACAAAUUU